Molecule: messenger RNA, 2757 nt
Organism: Chenopodium quinoa (quinoa)
Lineage: Eukaryota; Viridiplantae; Streptophyta; Magnoliopsida; Caryophyllales; Amaranthaceae
Product: probable endo-1,3(4)-beta-glucanase ARB_01444
Exons: 1
Coding region: 252-2456 (734 amino acids)
Molecular function (GO): endo-1,3(4)-beta-glucanase activity
Source: RefSeq, a predicted model, not a curated record
UCAACAUUCCCAUGAUCAAACUCUAUCAUUCUCCCCACAUACCUUGGAAUCCAACCUUCUUUCAAUCAUGCCAUUUUCAUUCUCUCCCUCCACCCCUAUAAUACAAAGAUAGAAACUUCCCUCAAUUGUUGGAUCAACUUCCCAUUUUUCCAUCUCUUACCACUUAAGUAACACCUAAUCAUUUACUUUGUAUUUUUUUAUCGAUAAACAAAAGACGUCCUAUCAGACCGAAACCUAUAAACAAUUCCCACAUGGUACUUAAGAAAGCUUCAAGGAAGAUAAAAUCAAUGAUCACCAAACCCUUUAAAAACCCCCCAAAAUCAUCAUUUUCAUUUGCACCACCUCCCUUUUUCUUUCCCGUUCCUCCUCAACAACCCGUACAACCCGUACAAACUUCGUCAUCUUCAACAAUGGCGGUUCAUCACAGAAAUCAACCAUUUCUAUUCCCAAAAACAGAGUCCUCUGUUCUUCCAGACCCUUCCACUUUCUUCUCCCCUGAACUUCUCUCCUCCCCUCUUCCCACAAACUCUUUCUUCCAAAACUUCGUCCUCAAAAAUGGCGAUCAAUCUGAAUACAUCCACCCUUACCUCAUCCGUCUUUCUCUCUCCUCACUUUCUCUCUCAUACCCUUCUCGAUUCGCCAACAAUUCCUUCAUUUACCAGGUUUUCAACGCUGAUUUCACAGUUUCUGCAGCAAAUAACCCAGAUUCAAAUACCCCACAUAAAAUUUCAUCGUUUAGUGAUCUUAGUGUAACUGUGGAUUUCCCCUCUUCAAAUCUCCGGUUUUUCCUUGUUCGAGGAAGCCCUUUUGUUACUUGUUCUGUUUCAGGAGGUAUAUCUCUUAAAUUCUCCACAAUUCAUGCGAUUUUAUCGUUUAAUUCGUAUAAUUCUAAUACUAAGUUUAUUGUUAAGCUUAAUAAUAAUCAAACUUGGGCAAUUUACUCUUCUUCACCUAUUAACCUAACCCAUGAUUUGUCUAAUAUUGUUUCUGAUUCGUUUUCGGGUAUUAUCCGGUUUGCGGCUUUACCCGAUUCGAACCCGAAAUUCGAGUCGAUUCUUGAUAGGUUUAGUUCUUGUUAUCCUGUUAGUGGUGAUGCUGUGUUGAAUGAACCAUUUUGUGUGAAUUAUAGAUGGGAAAAAAGAGGGAGGGGUGAUUUGUUAAUGCUUGCUCAUCCUUUGCAUCUUAAGUUGUUAAAUAGGGAUAAUGUUGUUGUUUUGGAUGAUUUGAAGUAUAAAAGUAUUGAUGGUGAUCUUGUUGGUGUUGUUGGGGAUUCCUGGUUGAUGAGGACUCAACCAGUAUCGGUUACUUGGCAUUCAAUUAAUGGUGUUAAGGAGGAGUCAUAUGAUGAGAUUAUCUCAGCUCUUUCCAAUGAUGUUAAGGGUUUGAAUUCGAGCUCAAUUUCGACAACUUCCUCGUAUUUUUAUGGGAAGUUGGUUGCUCGAGCUGCUAGAAUGGCUUUGAUUGCUGAGGAAGUUUGUUAUCCUGAUGCAAUUCCUGUGGUUAGGAAGUACUUGAAGGAAACAAUUGAGCCUUGGUUAGAUGGGACUUUUAAUGGGAAUGGGUUUUUGUAUGAUGGAAAAUGGGGUGGAAUGGUUACUAAACAAGGGUCAAAUGAUUCUGGGGCUGAUUUCGGGUUUGGAAUUUUUAAUGAUCAUCAUUACCAUUUGGGGUACUUUAUUUAUGGAAUUGCUGUUCUUGCUAAGAUUGAUCCUGCUUGGGGGAGGAAGUACAGGCCUCAGGCUUAUUCAAUGAUGGCUGAUUUUAUGAGUUUGAGUAGACGAGCAAAUUCGCAAUAUACUCGUUUGAGAUGUUUUGACUUGUAUAAGCUGCAUUCUUGGGCUGGUGGGCUGACAGAAUUUGCUGAUGGGAGGAAUCAGGAAAGCACAAGUGAGGCAGUGAAUGCCUACUAUUCUGCAGCUUUGAUGGGGUUGGCUUAUGGGGAUGCCCAUCUUGUUUCUGUUGGUUCAUCUCUUGUAGCAAUGGAGAUGCAAGCAGCGCAAACAUGGUGGCAUGUAAGAGAAGGAGAGGGAAUAUAUGAGGACAUCUUUUGCAGUGAGAAUAAGGUGGUGGGUGUUCUGUGGGCUAAUAAGAGGGACAGUGGACUUUGGUUUGCACCACCCGCAUGGAAGGAAUGUAGACUCGGAAUUCAAGUCCUUCCAAUACUGCCUAUUACUGAGGCUUUGUUUCCUGAUGUGAGCUUUGUGAAAGAUCUUGUGAACUGGACAUUGCCGGCUUUAGAAAGGGACGGAGUGGGAGAAGGAUGGAAGGGGUUUGUCUAUACUUUGGAAGGGCUAUACAAUAAGGAGAGCGCCCUAGAGAAAAUAAGAAACUUGCAAGGUUUCGAUGAUGGCAACUCCCUCUCCAAUCUUCUCUGGUGGAUUCACAGCAGGGGUGAUGAUGAAGAUGGGUACCUUGGAAUGGGAAGUCAUUGUUGGUUUGGCCACUAUUAUCACUAAUUAUGUUAUAUCAGGUCUGUUUAAACUGCAUAUCUAUUAGUUAUGAUGGAUUGCUUCAUCUGUUGGUUGUUUACAUCUUAUAUUUACUUGAGCAAUGGUGAUAUGUUGGUAGCAAUGUAGCAUAGUGUUCUGUUGAAUCAAUAAUAAUGUAUCAUUUUAGGCUUGAUCACCAGGCAAACCGCUCUUGAAACUUGUUGCCGUGUAUUUGCUGCCUGUGAGCCAUUUGCAGUUUCUUAUCAUCUGUGCUUUGAAUGUAUUGUGUACAGUUAUACACAUUAGAAAAUAUACGAAGUUUUUACUG